AUGGCAGAGCUGUUCCUUGGCAAGGUCCUGCUGAAAAACAACCGCGAUCAGGACGAGCUGGAAACAGACAAGGAGCUGUGGGAGAGGCUGGAGAACCGGGUCCUCCUCUUGUACUUUGCCGAGUCGGGUUCCUCGCGCUGCCAGGAGUUUGCUCCGCUCUUGAAGGACUUUUUCACCAAGCUGACCGAUGAGUUCUAUGUGGACCGGUCCUCGCAGUUAGCCCUUGUCUACGUUACCCGGGACCGCAGUGAAGAGGAACACGAAAGCUUCAUAAAGGACAUGCCGAAACGUUGGUUACUAGUUCCCUUCGAGAAUGAAGAGUUCAGAAGGGACCUUGAAGUCCAGUUCUCGGUUUCGCAAGUGCCGGUCCUUGUAGUCCUCAAACCCUCUGGACAGGUGAUCUCCCCUAAUGCAGUGGAUGAAGUUGUACGCCUGGGUCCUCCCUGCUUCCAGAACUGGCAGGAAGUGUCUGAGAUCGUUGACAGGAGCUUCUUGGCAGCGGAAUUCUGUGAUUCAACCGCCUCCAGGAGUAUCAGCGACCCGAUCCGCAGGAUAAAGUACAAAAUGGAGAGCCCCAAGAAGAAGGAGAGGGCUGGAAGGGACAAUGAUGAUGAUGAUGACGGUGGUGGAGGAGGAGGAGGUGGAGGCUUCUUCUGA
This is a messenger RNA of Nanorana parkeri, 657 nucleotides long. RefSeq names its product nucleoredoxin-like 1 (gene NXNL1). Gene Ontology annotation, biological process: photoreceptor cell maintenance. Gene Ontology annotation, cellular component: mitochondrion. The coding region runs from base 1 to 657 and encodes 218 amino acids. The record is from RefSeq and is a predicted model, not a curated record. Lineage: Eukaryota; Metazoa; Chordata; Amphibia; Anura; Dicroglossidae. The transcript has 2 exons.